Messenger RNA from Phacochoerus africanus (Common warthog), 6589 nucleotides. RefSeq lists its product as uncharacterized. The coding region runs from base 2021 to 3100 and encodes 359 amino acids. The record is from RefSeq and is a predicted model, not a curated record. The transcript is spliced from 2 exons. NCBI's taxonomy places the organism in Eukaryota, Metazoa, Chordata, Mammalia, Artiodactyla, Suidae.
CUCAUGGGUGCUGGUGAGGUUCGUUAUUUCUGCGCCACAAGGGGAACGCCGAGCUGAGCUCUUUUAGACACAUGCACGUUCAGGCCGCUCCUGCAGGUUUGGGGUCUGGCUCGGCAGUGCUCUGAGGAGAGCUGACCUCUUCACUUGAUUGUUUGAACCUGAGGGCCCCUCCUGCCCUAACCCUGGGUCUGGAUAGUUUAACGUUGGAGGGGCCGCGGUUUCAAGACCGCUCCCAGCCUUCGAGAUCGAGGCCCUGCCCCCACCCCGCUCCCUGCUGGCACAGACAAGUCCCUCCUGGUGGGUAACUCGGGGUUGGUAGGAUUUGUCCUCCAGCAGGAAGAGUUUUGAGCACGAAAGGCAGCACUAGUGGCGGCGGUGGGGGUGGAUUCCGGGAUGAGAGACGCACCAGGACUUCCCCGGCCACGCGUGGGCAUCCUGGCUCGUCCUUCGUCUGCCACUGUUGCUAACAAUGCGGCGCUGCAGGCCCAUCUGUGAGUGAGCCAAUAGAGUUAACAUUAUUUUUAACGUGUUUACAAGGCGCUAACUCUCAUGGCCACGUUUCUUUCCAGUGGACGUCGCUGUGGCAAGAGCAAGUCUGCUCGCGAGAGCGCCUGUUGGGUUGGGUGACCUGCCCACACACAGGGGGACGCUGUUUCUUCCUGAGGUCGCUGCGGAAGCUCAAGGGAAGGAGUGAACUCCGGCGGGAAAGUGGGAGCUUUCCCAUUUGACUGGAGGGCUGGGCCCCGAGACCCUGUGCCUGGGGGCUUUGCUCUCUCCACGGGAGGGGAGACGGUGCCCUGGGUGGGGGGGCUCCCCGGUGCAGGAAACAGCCAAUUUUAGACAGAGAACGUACUGAGAACUUUCUGAGCUCAAAAGUACCUUCAAAGUUCGAAAAAAAUUCCACCGUCUUUUAGAAACAGCGAGAUCAUUUUUGCUCCAGCUUCAGUUACUCCUGUUCUUCGUUCAGGAGUUUCGCCCCAGCCCCACCCUGUCAUAACCACUUAACGCUUUCCUUUAAACCGACUUGCUUUUUUUAUGGAAAUGAGUUUGGUUUUAAAGGGAAAUUAUACCAAUAUCACUUGGCUUCUGGCUGAGUAUUUUUUAAAUAGCUGCCAAGAUCGGUGUGUAGCUCGCGAAACGCACCUCGGAGGCCAUCUAGCCCAGCUCCGUCUUCCCCACACACCUGCCAAGGGGUCUCCACCCCCCUCCACCCAGGAAGAUGCACCCCAGGAAGGCUGGGAGCCUGGGGGUGUCCCUCGCCUGUGGACUUUGCCCUCCGAGGGGACAAAUGGGACUCUGACCCCAGGACGCAGGAAGGCCCCUGUCCGCUGAGGUGCCGUAGGAAGGAUUCUGGCUCCAAGCAGCUGCAGCUGUUGACUUUGGGCAGGACUGAAUUACUUGGGGCGUAUUUUUUUUCCAUGACAUUUGCCUCCUAAUAAUAAAUCGACAGAUGCAGUCGUCUUGUGCUGCCUUUACCAUGACAUCUGCCAGCACCUCACAUGUUUUGGUUUGCAGAUGCAGCCAAGAAACAGACUUAUCGGGGAGGCCUCACCCUGCGCCCUUGGCCUCCGCGCAGCCGCAUCCAAAGGGAGGACACGGAGCCCAGGCUCCUCCGACUUCCUGCGGCGCCUCGCAGGACGCCCUCCCCGGCCCGGGCCCUGGCCUGGCCGCUCAUGCGGGGCUUUUCCGGGGAUUGGGUGCAGGGAGCGGUGCUCUCUGUUCUUGAUUGGCUGCCAGGAAAUGCCAGCCAAGAGCCUGUGUCUGGAAGUAGGGAUUCACACGGGCGGCAGGAUCCGCUUUUCGCAAAGGGCAGAAGCAGGCAGGACUGAGCCAGCGCGUGCUGAUAAGCUAAGGUGGCAUUCUCAGGGAGCGUCUGAUGACCCAGGGUGCCCCUCCUUGUUCCCUCUGCGGGGACACCUUGGGGGUUCGGGGCCGUCUAGUCUAGCCGGCGACGUUUCCCACUGCGCUUUCCCAGCUUGGCCCGAGGGUUCCGGCGCCGGCGACAGUGAUCCUAAAUCCUAUGCCUAAAAGCGGGAUGUUUUGGGGAACCUCGGGCGUGUGGGGAGCAGGUCGAGGAGAUGGUGUCCAGGCCACGCCGUUCCUGCUCGGCACUCCCGACUCUGCGCUCCUUCCAUACGUGCAAACCACCAGGGUCCAGAAGAACUGGCGAGUGCGAGGCUGGGCCCUCAGCAAACUUUUGCUGAAUAUUUUUGUCCACGUGUAUAUUUUUAAACGUGUUGUCAUGGAGAUUUCUAAGUACACCGAGGUGGGGGUGAGCCCAGGGCCCUGGCAUGGCUGCGGUACCACCAGCCCCUGUGCGCCGCUUUCCUCUGAGCCCCAGCCUUUCUCCACAUGUCCUUUAAAACAUCUAAAUCCCAGAAAACAUGUCCUCUCGCCCCAGCUCUUUCCGAGCUCCCUGGGGUCUGUCCACGCCGCUGUCUUCCUCCCCCUGGAGGAGGGCACGCUGGGGUCACGGACCUGCUCUCCCCGCCUCUUCUCCACGAAGCCUGAUCACGGCACAGACCUGGGGACCCCAGCCCGGAAAGUAGCCUGUGAGCCCCGUCUCCUGAGGUCUCCACCCAUCGGGCAGAUGCCCUUAACAGCCCCUGAAAGGAUCGUUGGCGAUGCCCCACGCGAAAGGGAGACGUUUCCAGUGGCCAGGCAGAUUUCAGCCACGGUCUCUUUAAAAGACCGUGCGAUGUCAGUUGUCACUGUCGUGUGGAAAGAGCUGGCCGUGGCCGGCUGCGGGGCCCCCUGGCGCUGUACUAAUAGCAGGGCCGUGGGGCCCGCUGGGGCCGGGAGCCGGGGAGAGUGGGACAGCUGUGGCGACAUCGCACCACACUCUGGGCACGUGGUCCGUGUCCCUGCCCCGCGCCCGUCUUCUCCUUGUAGGGUCGGGAAAGGGCUCGAGCUGCCAACACCAUUGGCGAGGGGGCGGCCUUUAGGGGGGCAGGGGUGGGCAGAGGGUUGGGCGGCCCGAGCUCGGGGUCAGCUUACGCUGUUACUGGAGGCGGAGGCACAUGCGGGCCGAAUGGGGGGCUGGCAUUCAAACAACUGGGGGAUUGGGUUCUCUAUGCCAAGGCUGGGCAGAUAUUUUUAAAUGUCCCGGGACAAAUGGAAGCCCGGUUGGCGGCGGGUAGAGGGGCCGGGGGAUUUGGAGGACACCGCUCUGCCAGGCUCCAUGCAGUUGGAGAGCUGGGCGGGAUUAGCGUCUGGGAAGAGGCCCAGAUGUCGGGUUCAGCGCAGAGGUAGCAGGGGGAGCAUCUGAUGAGCGGUCGGCGCCGGCGGGUGGGCCGAGGGCCAGGUGAGGACCGAGCGGGUGCUGGGGGCAGGGGCACGCCAAGGAGGGUCUGGCGUCUGGGGUCGGCAGGGCUGAGACCCGGCCCAGAGGAGCGCACGGGGUGCAGCCUGCGGUCCAGUCCAGGUCCCGUGUCAGACAGCGCCGCGCGCCAGCCUCAGGGCCGCUGUCAUCAGCACCCCUGUCCCCUGUGCCCCCCAUCACUGCUCACGCGCCCGGCUGGCCAGUACCCUCCCCGGGAAGGAGCAGGCCCCCGGAGGUCGAUGCCUGGUCGCCGCCGCUGUUGUUCCCGGCCCAGACUAACCUGUGACCACCUGCAUCCCGAAUGGCGCUUGGGAGCGGCCCCCAGGCCCGAGCCCCCCGGAGACGGUUGUCUCACCCGCACAGACCUCGUUUUCGUUAGGUCUGACUUAAGGACCACCGCCGACGCUGAGUCCUGAGCCUGGAGAUUUGACUUCCGGCCUAAGGGAGCCUCUCGUCGGCUGGGGCCCGCUGCCCCCCGGCCCCUGAGGCUGAGGGGCGGCCGCCCCCUGUUGGUGAUUCAUGGACCCGCCGUCCCCGCGCCUCCACCUGGCCCCGUCACUCCUGGCCGAGCAAGGCCUGGCCUCUGGAGGCAUUUGCACGUGCCCUCCACCCCAGCAAAGUGGAGCUAUUAUUAUCCCACGAGGAACGAGGGCCUUUGGAAUGAGCCUCUGAGCUGCUGGCCGGGGCCUCCUUGACUUUGCUGUGACAUUGGGCCGGGAGACCUGGGCUCGUGGACGUUCUCUGGGUGGCCCAGCCUGGGGGGGCAGGGAAGAGGGCAUCGAGCCUUCACCAGGGCCUCGGCUGGGCCCAGGAGACCAGUGGGGAGGCCCAGUUUUCUCCCUGCGGCCUCUUCACAGCCUGAACAGCAGAGUGAGAGCAGUUAGGGUGGCACCUCCAGCCUCUCCGUGUCUCGGCCUCUCAGCCGUGGUGAUGGCAGCUGAGGAGGCACCGAGGAGGCCAGGGCAGCUCCCAAAGCCGGGCGUGGCCCUUCAGCCCAGGGGAAGGAGGGAGGGCCGUGGGGGGGGGGUUCUCAGGGGCCCUUGAGUCAAUUCCUCUCCCUGUGCAGAAUUGCCUCCUUGUCCUCUGCGAUCUCAACGCCUCUCCCAUGUGUCCAGGCCCCUGGGAAGGACCCAGGACAGCUGUGACUCUGGCGGGGCCUUCAGGGCCACCUCCUCGAAGGCUUAGAAGAACUGAGGCUCCGGGCCGUAGGAGCGGCACUCAGGGUGGGAGCAGCACGGAGAUGGGAGCAGCACUGGGUGGGGGGCGGGGGGGCUGGUCCUGCACCGCCUGCCGCACGUGAUCUGGGCGCCAAGGAGCCUUCCUGGUUUGUUGGUCCCUCUUAUUUGCUGUGUCUCGUGGUGCCACCCCGUCCCAGACAGGAAAGGACUGCGUUCACCACCCAGUCUCUACAGCGGCCCUGCCGGGAAGCUGAGGCCCAGAGAGGCUGCCCCGCUGGCGAGUGCUGUGCCCAGAUCCGAGCCCAGGUGCCGGGUCGGGCUCCAGAGCCUACCUUCCAAACCACUGCCUUCGAGUGCCGCUGCCUGGGGCGAGGGGCUCCAGGCGGGGUCCGAGGUGGUCUUGGGCUGAGUCAGGAGCCUGGCAGGUUCCAAGCUGGGGAAGGGCCCUGGCACGGGCAGAGCUGGCCGUGGCUUCUCCUCUGCGGCCCUGUUCUCGACGGUGUGGAAGGGCCCCUAGUACUGUGGACCUUUCUGCAGCCCUUUGGGGCUCAGCCUGGCCUCAGAUCUGGGUCCUUCUGGCCUGGUGCCCACGUGGUAGGGAGGUUGUCUCAGCUGGGGUGAUGGCCGAGUGGUAGGCAGAGCAGUGUGUGCGGCGACCUGACCUCCAACGGCGCCUCCCUCGUGCAGGGGCUGCUCAUCUUCAUCCCCGUGGACGGGAUGUUACCGGUUUUUCUGGGGUUUUUUGGACCCUGGAGAGGAGCAGUGCCUGGGGCCGCUUCUCCACCCCCGAUGGGAAUCACAGGCCCCGGGGUCAGCGGGGACUGUGGGUUCAGGUGAAGGGGUCUCCUGGACACCCCCGGGCUCCCGCUGGAGCCCCUCCCAGCGUCCUACCUGGAUGGUUGACAUUCCCGGGGCUCGAGCCUUGGCACAGCUGCAGGACCGACGCCGGUGGCACCCCUUUCUCAGGAGACUCCUUGGGGUGGGGGCUCCUCUGGCCCCCCGCCCACCCUGGACACCUCUUGGACCUGUUCACGGAACCAGCCUUGUGGCCACAGGUAAGUGACGUGACCCGCGUGGGCUCCCUUGUGCGUGUGAGGCCUGGGUGCAGAGGGGGUGGUCUCCGCAGCUCUGUCAUCUGUCACGAGCAAGGCUGCACGGUGGGGUCCCCCCCACCCCGGCCUGCUCCACGGGAUAGGCAGGAGCAUCACGGAGCUCCCCAACUCCUUCCUCUGGCCAGCUGGAAGGUUCCAGAGAAGCUCCUCUAAGCUUGAUCCUCGUGCUGUGCCCUUGCCUGGCUGCAGGCCCCGAUGCCCUAAUGCUGUUACCUCUGAGCGGGUGGUUGGGCUACGGGGACAGAAAGGCCUUGGAGAGCUCCACUCAACCCAUGCCAUUACAGCCUGCUCUCCAUCUGAAAAGGGGCCACAGAUUCAAAGCCGUGACUGUUUCUCUCUUACGUUAACGCCAGACAACAGUCCAAAGAGGCCUGUGAGUAGCAGCUGCACCGAGGGCUGUUUUGGCAGGUGAAAGAGACAUGCGUGGAAGGUCCAUCUGAGUGGGACCUGGGGAGGGGGGAGGCGGGGGCUGUUGGUCCUGUUAACCUUUCCCCCUUUUUGUCUUUCUUUCCACCCAAGCCUUUCUGCUUUCAAGUGUCCUUGGAGCCAACCACAGCCGUGUCCCCUUUGAAGCUCUGACACUACUCCGUGUGGCCACCACAGAGCCUCAGUAAUGCCGCCUCCCUGACCCGGAAUCUUAAUGCUUCGGCCUCUUCUUGAUGGGAGUCUAGCCGUGCUCUCCGAAGGGAAGAGGCCCCACCUGCUCCUCCGGCCCGUGGCGGCCACUGGGCACGGAGGCGAAAACCCCGUCCGUCGUCCUGCUGCUCUGGCCUCCAGUGUCUCCCCACCACCUGGAACACGCCCACCCCACCUCGGCCUUGAGCGUCGGCAGCCCCCGCCCCCGCCCCUUCGUGGGAUGCUUGUUCGCUGCCCACCGGGUGAUGGCUGCGCCGCCGUGCAGACUGUGACAUUCUCCAGCCUCUGUCUCCACGUGUGGUGCCCAGUAGGUGCCUAAUAAAUGCGUGUGGAAGGAGUAA